AUGGGUAACAUUCAUCAAGGCUAUUCAUGGGAGGAAGAGCGCUUGACCCUUGGGAGGCGGGUGGUAAAAUAUGUGGGGCUUCGAGUCGAAUUGUUGGCUCUAUCAGUCAUCUACAAUGCAAAUAUCGAAGUUGACGAUAGCGGAAGCAGCGACGAUGUUUUGGAUUUCGCGGUGGUGAAAUACAUGGACGCGGUGGAGUUACCACUUCCAGCUGCUAUUGUUACAAAGAUCAUGAGAUCGUCAGGUUGCAGUGGUGGAGGUGGGGUUACUAGGGUGGAGUUGCUAGGGAAUCAAUCGGAGCGUGAAACGUGCAGUGGCUCAUUUCUUCCGGAGAAAGAUGACAACUGUAAUGCCAAUGGUUCAAGACCAGUUUUCUGGAACAAGAUGUCAGAAGAGGACCUCUACAGGUCAACCGGUCAACUGUCCAGUCAUCGUAGUGAAGAAACAUUUGUUGACCAUGAUAUGGCCUCUGUACCAGAGGCUAAACAAUCACACAGAAAGUCUGGGAAAUCAUCUAGAAGCAAUGGAAGUAGUUCUAAAAGGUCACGAGCAGCACAUAUGGAAGCUUCCAUGAAUCUAACAGGAGUAAUCGAAGCAAAUGAUCCACAAAAGGAGCAAGGAUCUUCUUAUCCUGGAAAAUACAACGUUUCAGCUAAACAGAAAACAACUGUAUCUGGGAAACGAAGCGAUAAAAGAAAUGGCAAAAUUCCUAAAAGCAAAUGUGAUUCUUUUUCUGUAAAAGCAGGCUUGUCAAGCUUCAGUUCAUCCGCUGGUGGAAACAACAUACUUGGGGUAUAUGGUUCGAAACAUGAUAUAUGCGAUUUUGGAAAGCAUUUGGAUGAAGUGUCACUGAAUGAGCUUCUUGAUGGUAGUUACAAGUGUCCUGAUUCCAUGAAAGACAAGGAAAAGAAAACAGAAGCUGUAAAUGGAAGAAUUUUGCUAUCAGUUAGAGAAGCUUGCUCAAUUCUUCAACUUAAGAAGCCUGGUCAAACUAGUCAAACCCCAAAUGUGGCACCUGUAGAUGGAAAUCAUAAUCAUAAUCAUAAUGCUUCUUCUUCUUCCUUACCAAAUGCUGCCAUUUCUGGAGCUAACAUGAAUGAUGACAAUAAAGGAGAUGCAGGAGAUCCAUCUUCUUGUAAAAAGGUUGCUGUUACUGAUCACACAAAUAUACUUCAAUUCCCGUUAUUUCCACCAAAAGAUGUUUUAGAUCGCCUCUCUCUUCUUCCACCCAAGGAUCUCGAUCUUAUGCUCCUCGAUAGCAUGAAACCUACUUCAACCUCAAAAGUACAAAACGGAGGUAGUUUACCAACAUUUCCAUGGUCACAUAUCUCGGGAGGCCAUUUUAAAGCUAACCCUGAUGUGGUCAAGUCAACCCCAAGUAAAAGUACAUGUCAAGGCAGAUGGGCCAAAAUGGGGAAAACAAAUACUUCAUCAGGAGACACAACAACUACAAAAACUUAUCUUGCAGAUUUUGAGUCUUUAACUUAUAAUGAAAACCUAGUUCCAUUAGGUCGUAAAUGGAUGGGGCCCACCGAAAAUGAAAAAUCUCAACUACCAUCUACCAGUAAUGCAAUGGUUGAUCGUGGGGCUUCUAAAAAUCCAGGUGGGAAUUCUGCAGGGGUAUUAUCUGCUGCGCAGACAUUAUGCGACAUUGCAGCGCGCUAUCGCAAGCAAGAUCAAAUCGGGACCGUUAGAUGGCAAAAGAAAUCAUCUUCCCAAAAAUCCAUAAGACAAACGACAACAACCACCGCCAAAUUAAUGUCGGAUGAAAAACUAGAAAAAGCAUUAUUCGCGAUCCCAUCUUCACGACCUGUUGUGGGUCCCACCAGUGACAUCAAGACACAUGCUCAAAAGAAACUCCGUGUCUCCACAAAUGACCCCACAAACAAAGCGGCGCAUUACCAUUGGCCAACCACUACGCCGCAAUCCAGCAGAUCGUCACCCAAUAAAUCUUUCAAGAAUGUAUCCAUGGAACAAAGCAACAGUAGCCCGAUGAAGAGAUCCAUCACAACAACUCCACCUGGGAAAUUACUAAAUAAGCCUCCAAAGCUUCGGAAACUUGUACCAAUGGAGUGGAAAAGCAGCAGGGGUGACCAAAAAGGUAAUGGGAAUGGGAAGUAUUAAAAAGUUUGAUUCUUUUUGGUUAAUUAAUUAUGUUGUUGGUAGUUCGUUGUAUCUUUUUUUUUUUUGGUUAUGAAUUUGGUAGUUUGGUGUACAUAAUUUUAGGGUUUAUGGUGUUGGUGUAGUAAGUAGUACAGGAAAGGGAAAGUUUCCCUUGUUGGGUGUACAUCAUUGAAGGAGAGAGACUUUUGGUUUCUUUCUUUGGCUCCCAUCAUGCUUGUUGUAACUAUAUAUGUAACAGGACUGGAGGGAUAAAAAAAUUUCACCUUUUUUUUUUU
Molecule: messenger RNA, 2399 nt
Organism: Lactuca saligna
Lineage: Eukaryota; Viridiplantae; Streptophyta; Magnoliopsida; Asterales; Asteraceae
Source: the annotation of a GenBank genome assembly